Messenger RNA from Necator americanus (New World hookworm), 705 nucleotides. RefSeq lists its product as uncharacterized. Bases 1 to 705 code for a protein of 234 amino acids. The transcript has 6 exons. NCBI's taxonomy places the organism in Eukaryota, Metazoa, Nematoda, Chromadorea, Rhabditida, Ancylostomatidae. The record is from RefSeq and is a predicted model, not a curated record.
AUGGAUAAUCAAUGCCGUUCCAACCUGUACAGUGGUCGUAAGGACGAAAAAACAGGAUUCGGAGGACGGACGCGAAAGGAGCUCUACGGUUUCUCGCUGGGACCCAGUCGAGGCGACGAUGCGAAUGUAACUGAGGGAGCAGAUUUUAGCAACUGCGAUAUCAUAUGGCGACGAUUUCUACGUUGUACAAGAACCUCAAGGAGCAUAACUGGAAUGGGCACAACGAAAAUUGAAAGUACCAGUGGUAUCUCAGCGCUGGCACUAAUCAAGACAAAUGGUUUCGAACAAAUUGGUUCUCUGAGAAAACGAAGCACAGUCGUCAUGAUGUACUGCCAGAAGGAUCCGUACAGAGAGCAUAGAUGUUUGUUACAGUUGCUGAACCAAAUGACCACUAUGACGGCGGUUACAGAGAUGUCGAAGACAGCUAAUCUCAUGAAACCCUACGCAUGGAAGGUUUUUCAUGGAUCUCCAGUGAUCGAUACCAAUCUUGGCUACAGCUCAAGGAAAUCAGUUAAAACUACGUUUCAACAUGCCGAGAUUCAAAGACAGUCGAACAUGGGCAAUACGAAGUUAAAGCGUGAUCGUUCUUUCCAUGGUGUCCCUUUCAUCGUACGCCCCAUUGAGAACAUAGCGUACAGUCGCAACGCGUUUCAUCCUGGGACUGUGGUGCACGCCGUUCGACAUUGUUCCAUUGGGAUGUAUUAA